Molecule: messenger RNA, 8625 nt
Organism: Scatophagus argus
Lineage: Eukaryota; Metazoa; Chordata; Actinopteri; Scatophagidae
Gene: ptpn23a
Product: protein tyrosine phosphatase, non-receptor type 23, a
Exons: 24
Coding region: 56-5890 (1944 amino acids)
Biological process (GO): early endosome to late endosome transport; protein transport to vacuole involved in ubiquitin-dependent protein catabolic process via the multivesicular body sorting pathway; endocytic recycling
Cellular component (GO): endosome
Molecular function (GO): protein tyrosine phosphatase activity; protein binding
Source: RefSeq, a predicted model, not a curated record
ACCAGCGUGGUUUUGACACCGUAACGGCUGACAGUCUCCCGCUGAGUCGGCCGCGAUGGAGGCGGUCCCCCGGAUGCCGAUGAUCUGGCUGGAUCUGAAGGAGGCUGGGGAGUUCCAGUUCAGCCCGUCCGUCAGGCAGUUCAUCUUGAAAAAUUAUGGAGAGAAUCCUGACAACUACAAUGAACAGCUGAAGAAACUGGAGACACUGCGGCAGAGUGCUGUAAAUGUGACGAGGGAUUUCGAGGGAUGCAGCACACUGAGGAAGUACUUUGGCCAGCUGCAUUACCUCCAGAGCCGAGUACCCAUGGGAACGGGCCAGGAGGCUGCUGUACCCAUAUCAUGGACUGAAAUUUUCUCUGGGAAAACAGUCACCCACGAUGACAUCAGCUAUGAGCAAGCCUGCAUCCUCUACAAUCUUGGGGCCCUGCACUCCAUGCUGGGAGCCAUGGAUAACAGGGUAUCUGAGGAGGGGAUGAAGGUGUCGUGCACACACUUCCAGUGCUCGGCGGGGGCUUUCUCCUACCUGAGAGACCAUUUCAGCCACAACUUCAGUGUGGACAUGAGCCACCAGAUACUUAACCUCAACAUCAACCUUAUGCUGGGCCAGGCUCAGGAGUGUCUUCUGGAGAAGUCCAUGUUGGACAACAGGAAGAGUUUUCUUGUUGCUCGCAUCAGCGCUCAGGUGGUGGAUUACUAUAAAGAAGCCUGCAGGGCUCUGGAGAACUCGGAGACGGCAUCAAUGCUGGGAAAGAUUCAGAAAGACUGGAAGAAACUGGUUCAGAUGAAGAUCUACUACUUUGCUGCGAUUGCACAUCUUCAUAUGGGAAAACAAGCUGAGGAGCAGCAGAAGUACGGCGAGCGGUUGGCGUACCUGCAGAGCUCCUUGGACAAGCUCAAUGAAGCCAUCAAACUGGCCAAGGGUCAACCUGACAGUGUGCAAGAAGCCUUGAGAUUCACCAUGGACAUUAUUGGGGGAAAGUUUAACUCAGCCAAAAAGGACAAUGACUUCAUCUAUCAUGAGACGGUUCCGUCCCUGGAGACUCUGGCCUCAGUCAAAGGUGCCCCGCUGGUGAAAGCUCUUCCAGUUAAUCCCACAGACCCCAGUGUUACUGGACCAGACCUGUUUGCCAAGUUGGUGCCAAUGGCUGCCCACGAAGCCUCGUCGCUCUACAGUGAGGAGAAGGCCAAGCUGCUCAGGGACGUCAUGGCCAAGAUUGAGAGCAAGAAUGAAACUCUAGAGCAGUUCAUGGACUCUCUGGGCUUGGAGCCGGAGUCAGUGGACAACCUGGACAUGUACAGCCACAUCCCUCCAGUCCUGAUGGAGAAGUGUGCUGCUCUCAGUGUCCGCCCAGACACCGUCAAGAACCUCAUCCAGUCCAUGCAGGGGCUGUCGGGUGUCUUCACUGACGUGGAGUCUUCACUGAAAGAGAUCAGAGACGUGCUAGAGGCAGACGAGGUGGGCGAACGAGCCCUCCAGGAGGUGGGCGGUCCAGCUGCAGGCGAGGUGCAUUCAGCCACGCAGGCCCAGGCUCUCAGCGAGAUCCGCAGGGACUUGGAGAAAUACAUGGAGGCCCAUGAGAAGGCCAGUUUCACCAACACAGAGCUCCACCGGGCCAUGAACCUCCAUAUCAGCAAUCUGCGUCUGCUGGGGGGACCACUGGAAAGCUUGAAAGAGGCGCUGCCGCGGCCCCAACUCAGCGAAGAUGAAGUGGCAGGCCUGCAGUGCAUGAAGCGAAUCCUAGGAAAAGUGCAGGAAAUGAGGGAACAGAGAAACUCUUUGGAGAAACAGCUCCGUGACCUAAUUCAGCAGGAUGACAUCACCUCCACCCUUGUCACCACAGAGAGGGCAGACAUGAAGCGCAUAUUUGAGGAACAGCUGAAGAAGUAUGAGCAGGUGAAGGUGUACAUUGACCAGAACCUGGCAGCUCAGGAGAACAUCCUGAAGGCCCUGACGGAGGCCAACGUCCAGUACGCCUUGGUUCGUAAGAGCCUGAGCCAGACUGAGCAGCAGUGGAACAGCACUGUGCAGGGACUCGUGGGCUCGUACGAAGCCUACGAGGACCUGAUAAAGAAGUCACAGGAGGGGAAGGAGUUCUACGAUGACCUGGAAGCCAAAGCAUCACGCCUGCUGGAGAGAGCGAAGACCCUGUGUCAGACAAGGGCAGAGGAGAGAAAGCCCGUCCUGGAAAAAGAGACCCAGAAGAAAGCUCCAGCACGGCCCACAGCAGCUAAGCCCUCUUUGAAGCCAAAGGCAUCGGAUGUUGACCCUGCUUGCUCUAGCCUGGAGGACCCAGAAUUGGCCCAGCUUAGUGCAGCCAUCCUGGCCUUGGGGGGUGACCUACCUGAGGAACUCCGUAGCCUCCCCCCUGACAUUCCUUCGUUCCCCUCCACUGCAGCUCGUUUGCCUGGUCCUGAAGCCUUCAUCCCCCCUAAUGCUAAUCUGGGCGGCAGCAGCUCUCUGCCUUGGCCUGCCGCUUCAGCUGCUGGUCUUCCUCGCUUCCCUGCCAACCUGCCUCCUCCAGAGCUCCUAGCACGAAUAGCUCAGUUUCCUACAUCUGGGGCUUUAGCAUCACAGGGAGCACUGCCACGGGGACCCCUCCCUCAGAUGACUCCACAGAUGCCUCCACAGUUACCAACACAAGCAGGUUAUCGACCACCCCCUCCUCAUGCCCCCCAACCUGGACCCGUUGCCCCUGCCGCAGUCCGGCCAUCAACCACGACUGUGGAUAGCAUCCAGGCCCCUAUUCCGAGCUACGCCCCUACACCACACCACCCUGUCCUGCCUGCAUCCUCAGCUGGCUACAGUGUACCCCCAGAGAUGGGAGCCUACCCCCACUUCAUGCCCCAGUCAGGGAUGCCCAUUCACGGUCCAGCCCAAACUCCAACACCCCAACCACAGCAGCAGAAGCAGCCACAGUCGCAGCAGUACCCUCAGACAAUUGGGCAGCCACUGCCUCAAGGAUAUCAGCCUGGACCGAGGUCUAUUCCUGGCCCCCAUCGUCCUCUCCAGGCCCAGCAAGGCUACCCACAUGGAUAUAUGACCCACCAGCCUGGUGUUCCUCCCCACUACCAGCAGGCAUUCCCAGGUCAGCUGCAGCCCCAUCAGCAAAAUGGCUAUCAGCCCCGUCCUCAGAUACCCCAAGGCUACCAGAUUCCACAGGGUUAUGUACCCCAGCAGCACCCUCAGAUGAUGCCAGGCUCCAUGCCAAGGCCACCUCAGGGCCAGAUGCCACCUCAAACCGCACAUCCGCAAAUACCCCCAUCCUCUCAGGCAGCACCUCCUGCGUCUCAGCCAUACCUGCCGCAUCCCAACCAACAGAUGCCCCCUCGACUCCCACACCAACACAUGUUGCCCCAGCAGCAACAAAUCUCAGUGCCUCCUAACGCACAGCAGAUUCCACCCCAUCCACACAUGCAGAUACCAGGUGGCCCCAGAGCACAAAUGCCCCCAACAAGUCAGCCAAUGCCUCCAGUCUCACAGAACUACAUGCCUCCAACUAGCCAGCCAAUUCACCCAACCCUGCACCCACAGAUGCCUCCUGCCUCACAACCUCAUAUGGUCCCCGGUCCUCAGGUCCACCUGCCAAGGGGCCCUAUGCCGCAGAUGCCCUCCAGUACACUACCUUCACAACAUCACUCUCACCCCGGACAGCCUCCUAUACCAAACAUGUCCCAGCAGCCCAUGCAGAUGCCCAGCCAAGCCCAGGCUCAGCCGCCUCAUUCCGGUGCAGUGUGCUACCCUGGAGGUGCUCCAGUGAUGCCUCAGCAGCCCCUGGCACCACAGCCUGCAGCUCCCCAGCAACCUCAGGCUCCUCUUCCAAUGACCCAUCCACCCUCUACUAUGUACGCUGCAGCACCAGGAGCUAAUGUGCCUCCAAGUGCCCCACAACAACCCACUGCCAUGGGUCCACAUGGUCCACAUGUCCCCCCUGUUCAUCACAUGACCCAGUCAUCCCCUGGAGGUCCUUCAGUGGCUCAGCCACCCAACACUGUCCCUCCUUCACCUUCACCUUCACCGUCCCCAUCUCCCUCUCCAGGUCCUUCCUCUUUAGGUCUGAACCCUCAGCAGAGACCCACACCAACUCCCACCCCUGGAGGCACAGCUACUCCCACUCUUCCCUCUCCCUCUACUGUUUCUCCCUCCACAUCGCUGUUUCAGCGGCAGAACUCAAGCACAGAUGACCUACUCUCUUCGAGCCCCGAGAGCCAACCUGGAGGAACCAAGGCCCCCACCAAUGUCCUCCAACCCACCAAAGCAGACCCCCAGGAUGGGGAGCGUCGAAAGAAGAGCUCCCAGGGAGUUCUCCUGAUCCAGGGCGACCCAUACCAAGCUCCAGAGCGCGUUGCCCGUCUUCAUGGUGAACUGGAACGUUAUAAAGCCCAGGUAGAUUCCCUGGAGCACCCGUCAGAGAACGAGGGUGGCUUGUCAGUGCUAGAUGCCCGUUGGAAAGAGCUACAGGACCAGCAGGAGAAGGACGCUCGCCAACUCUCCAUUGCUAUUGCUCGCUGCUAUACCAUGAAGAAUCGUCACCAGGAUGUCAUGCCCUACGACCUCAACCGUGUGGUGCUUCAGUCUGGCAAAGACGACUACAUCAAUGCCAGCUAUGUAGAAGACUUGUCACCAUACUGCCCACGCCUUAUUGCCACUCAGGCUCCACUCACUGGCACAGCAGCAGACUUCUGGCUGAUGGUGUAUGAGCAGAAGGUGUCACUGAUAGUCAUGCUGGUUUCAGAGCAGGAGCUGGAAAAGGGAAAGGUUGUGCGCUACUUCCCAACAGAGCGCGGUCAGCAGCUCUCUCAGGGACCAAUCACGCUUGGCCUAACCACGCAGAAGACAACACCGACACAUGUAGAGCGCAUGAUCAGCCUGCAGUACCGCGACCAAAGCCUGAAGCGCACUGUCGUCCAUCUUCAGUUCACUUCCUGGCCGGAGCUGGGUCUUCCUGACAGCAAGAGCAACCUGUUGCGGUUCAUCCAGGAGGUCCAUGGACACUACCUUCACCAGAGGCCCUUACACACACCUGUCGUGGUGCACUGCAGCUCGGGUGUGGGACGCACCGGCGCCUUCUGUCUACUGUAUGCUGCACUGCAGGAGCUGGAGGCAGGAAACGGGAUCCCAGACCUCCCACUGCUGGUGAAGAAGAUGAGACAACAGAGGAAGAACAUGCUGCAGGAGAAGCUCCACCUGAAGUUCUGCUAUGAGGCUGUGUUGAAGCAUGCUGAGCAGGUCCUUCAGCGACACGGCAUCACUACUGCCACCUACAGCAAGAACACCAACUCUGCAGCCGCAAAGCCUUACUCGAGACAGGAGUCCCAGCAGGAUAUUGUCCUUGGCGGUGACCUGCCUAUCAGCUCCAUCCAAGCCACCAUCGCCAAGCUCAGCAUCCGGCCGCCCAGCGCCACGGAUCCAGCCAUGGAGGCUUCUUUUGGCCUGGAGGAGCAAGUCGGUGCUAUCUUACCUGACCUUGACUCGCUGGGUGACAUCCAAGUGCUCCACUACCCCUGUCCCCCCACAGAUCCCCUGCCCCCUUCCUCUUUCAGCCCACCUCUCACCUCCCCAUCCGACUCUGUGCUACCACCACCCAACGGCCUGGAUGCUGUCUCCCCCUGCACGCCACCAGUGGCCAACCAUCAGGCGGUCCCAGAGGUGGCGCCCAGCGUCAGCCCGCCUCCUGCCUCCUCUGCUCCGGCUCCUUCAUCCCUGGAGCUGCUGGCCACGCUAACGCCCGAGGCCUUCUCCAUGGAGGGAGGGGGUAAGGGGAAGCAGCGUGUGACCAAGCAGAGCUUCCUGCAGCCAGCGGACGGUCAGGGUCUCCACGGGACCCGAGGGGAGGAAGGUGACGACCCACUUAGUAGCUUGGACCCCCUCUGGAGCCUCAACAAGCACUGAAAUGAGUCCACAGAUCGCCGUCUCUAUUUCACUUUACCACCAGGUGUCAGCAAAGGCCUGUAGCGCUUUCUUUUAUUAACUCUUUCUCUUUUAAGAAGAGAUAAAACUGAAUCCUGAGUAUGAGACAUUUUAGCGGUGUUGAUUACCAAGACGUGCCUACUGGCAGACGGUUUUGAAGUUAGCAUGGUUUAGGGAUGUGAGAUAACUUAAGACAAACACACUUGCUUCUCUUUCCAUCACUGGUGGCUUGUGGGACCAGAUCACUAUGCACCCGUCUGUACUCCUUUAACUCCUUCUCUCACUCUUUGCCGCUUACCUUUCUUUGUCUUUGAUGGAGGGAUGUCCUGCACUUUCAGCAUCGGAUCUGGACUCCCCCAGAAAUUCCCAGCAUGCACUCCACUUUCAAAGCCCACCCUUCACAAGAGCUUGUCAAGGCAUCUGCAGAGUGUGAUGGUGUUUGGCUGCUCCCUUCUGCGCUGCUCUGAGAUCACAUUAAUGACUGGAACAAUCGAUGCAUGGACUUGCAGGCCAGAGGAGCUGGGUGGAGGUAUUUUCAGGCUCCAAUCCCCUCCCCUCAACUCAAUCAGUGCUCAGUUGUCCUGUUAACACAGAGCAGCAUACAAAUCAGCACAUCUUAACAAGUUGGUUAAUGUUUUUUCCUUCAUCUGUCACACUGUAAAUAUCUUAAAUAAAAUUAGACUAUUGAAAAAAUCCUUCUGGAAACUAAUCACUAAUCAUUCAUUAUUGUAAAAAUAUCAAAUAAAUCCAAUAGGCAGACAACUUUUGUGGUAUCAAAGCCUCUUUAUUUGAAAAUUAGUAAAAAGUUUUGCGCAUUACAAAAUAGUAAAUAAGUUACCUCCACUACUACAGCCUGUGUAGAUUGUAGCCAGCCAAUGAAGGGAGGAGGCUAAAUGGGGGGAAGGAGGAGACUUGGGGAUUUUCAGACUAAACUGUUACAGAAUUUUGUUUCUUCUCCCACAGCUCUGAUUUUCACCUCAGCUGUCUCAACAGUGGAAAACUGAAAGAUACAGAAUCUGAUUUCUACUUGUUUAGUCAGCCGGUGGGAGAUCAGGUGGACCACAAAGCAGGAAAUAGAGUUCUGCAGUUACUGUGAGAAUCAACCUUUCUCUGCUUUAACUACUCAAAGGAUGUCAUGGCUGCAUCCACAAACCUGAUAUGAUACACAGAAAGCCAGAUGAAAAGGUGUGUUGGAAGCUCAGAAGCAACAACAAGCACGGUUUACUGAAAUAAAUCAGGCAGAACCGCAUUUGUUCUGUUGGAUACAGAUAGUCACAAGUCCCCGUGAAACACAACAUUCAGGAGAAGCUAAGAUUCAAGUGAAAUUGCCACACCAACCCUCCGUCCUUAAAGGAACAAGUUCGACAUUUUGGGACAUUUUAUUCACUUUCUGGUGGAGAAUUAGACAAGAGAAGAUCAGUACCACUCUAAUAACGGUCAGUUAUAAAUAUAAGGCUACAGCCAGCAGCAGGUUAGCUUAGCUAGCUUAACAACUGCUAUUCACUCCAGUGAUUUUACAGGAAUAUCAAACGGCUCCGAAUUUUCGCACCUUUUCUGCCUCGAUGCCACGGUGCACGUUUAAGGACACUGGGGCAUAAAUAAGUAGAAGAUAUCUGUGUGUCAGCACCUGUUUGUUACUGCACAUGUGCAAUGUUAUGUAAUGUUUAACUUAAUGCAGGGAAUAAUGAGCCAAUGGAAGAAUGUCAUGGAACCGAUUCUGUUACCAUCAAGCACAGCCACGCUAGCUGCUAAUCCAUUUCCAGCCUUUAUGAUGACUGACUGCUAGCUGGAAAUUAACUGUUAAGAUUAAGAUUAAAUUGAGUGCUAACUCAUAUGUAACCUUCCAUCAGAAACAACAUCAAACCAAUCUCCCAAAAUCUCCAACUUUAAAUCAAAUUCACAUUGCUAGAAAACAGAAGUAAACAAAACAAAGAAAAACAACCCUAGCUACACAUUUUCCCAUUUCUAAAAAGCUUUUUCACUACCAUUUACAACAGAAAACACAAAGCUAAUAAAUUAACAGGUUACAAUGCCAAGGAGGUCACAGGUCUGGUUUCUGUGGGUCAAUUCAAUGCAAAUAAUAACUCAACAUGAGCAGCUGUCCAAACCAUUUUCAGCAGAACAGGAAACACUUGGUCGCCGCAUCCCAGUGACACCAGACCUGCGACCUCGACACAUCUGCAGUGUGCAUGUUAACUAGUGCCGCAGCUGUGAACUCACUUUAGUUAGGUCCACACUUCCUUUAUGUGAGCUAAUGUUCGCCAAAGUGCCUAAUGUGUGUGAGCGUGCGCGUCAGAGAGGGUUAGUAGUGCAGAGAAUUAACGAUGCGAUACCGUAAGGGAUUCAGUCGCCGGUUUUUAACAGAUUUGUUCGUCACACCUUCUUCUGGGACAACAUUCAGUAGACGGCAGAUGAUUGGUGUCUUAGUCUUAAACCUGCAGGACUACAUUCAGCAGGUGUCCACAGUAAAGGGGUGAAGUUCAGGCACUGACUAGCAGGUGAAGCCAAACGACUUUCCUUAUUUUUUAUGAGUGACUUGAAUGUUGUGGAAUAAAACAGGACGUACUAAAGUGUUAAAAGGUAAGUAGACGAGCUGUAAGGGAAUUUAACAGAGACUGCGUGUUGGUAAUUAAUCAUUCUUACUUCACUGAACCAGUCCUACAUCUGAUUGUGACAGUAACAUUAGCACAUCAACAGUAAGAGUGGAUUCUGAUAAA